This is a messenger RNA of Eucalyptus grandis, 1299 nucleotides long. RefSeq lists its product as uncharacterized. The transcript has 8 exons. The record is from RefSeq and is a predicted model, not a curated record. NCBI's taxonomy places the organism in Eukaryota, Viridiplantae, Streptophyta, Magnoliopsida, Myrtales, Myrtaceae. The coding region runs from base 1 to 618 and encodes 205 amino acids.
AUGUCGAGAUCGCAGCUCCUCCUUCUCCUCUGCUGCUCAGUCCCUCGGUUUUCGCAGUUGAUAAAUCAACCUGGUUUUUUACUUUCAUUGCGGAGAUUGUCAAAUCGUCGAAUUCAUGAGAAUUUUAACUGCAACCUUUGUCAGGAAGUCACAAAAGCAUGUGUGCGUGCAAGGGCUCUCGAUUUUGGUAAGAAGGCCUCGUGGGAGCAUAAUGUCUAUGGAUUCACCCCUACAAUUGGCUCUGCAAACCAUCUUUUGCAAUAUGCUAAAGAGCAUGAAGAUGCUACCCUCAUGCAGGAAGUUAUGAAGCUUUUGAAGUUAAAUUUGUUGCCAUUGCAACCCACCAUGGCCGAUAUUGUUUUCAGCAUUUGUGAUGAUACAGACAAUUGGGGGUUGCUCACAAAGUAUUCAAAGAGAUUUGUCAAAAAUGGAGUGAAUUUGCAUAAAGCUGCAUUUGACAUCUGGAUGGAGUUUGCUGCAAAAGUUGGAGACAUUGAAUCUCUAUGGAAAACUGAGAAGUUAAGAUGUGAGUCCAUGAAGCAGCACACUCUGGGCAGUGGGUUCUCAUGUGCAAAGGUAGUUUACAAACGCAGACUGUUAACAAAUAUCAGACCCUGAAAGCACUAGGUCUUGCAUUAGAAAAUCUGAUAAUGGGAAAAUAUUAAUAUUGCAGUACAGAUCAGUACAAAGUUCUUGGUAAACUAGGUGAGAGGUCUAUGGCCAAAAAAAGUGAGAGUUAAUGAUUGAAUAAACCAAAUUUUGGCUCACAUCCUGGGACAUGAAGCACCUAUGGGCAUGAGAAUGCUCAUUGUCAUCACACAAAGGAGAUAUAACUACUUUUUGGGUAUUUGGAAGCAUUUAUUAUGGCUUUUAGCACUCUGGUUUAAGAUUCAAAUUUAACCGACUGUUAUUUACUUGUUUUGUGGCAAACUAAAUGGUUUUAUAACCAAUUUUUCGUGCCGGGAUAUUUACUUGAAGGCAAACCUGAGGAGGUGGCUACAGUCAUUCAUGUCUUGAAUCAGGCUCUGUUUGUUCAGAUGUCGCCUCUUAGGUCUCACAAUGUGAAUGCCUUGGACUGAUGCCAGAGUUUACAUUAUGCUAAGAGGUCCAGCAUCAGGGUUGAACUUCAAAAGCUUGUCAGAGAGUGGCUUUUCGAGGUUAUCAAACGGAAGAAAGAAGAUGACUGCAAGGCAUUGGCUGCUUCUCUCAAAUCUGAUAUCCCGGCCAUGGUUAGUUCCUUAUUAAACACGGGCUUGGAGGUGAAAGUGAAUAUGGAACAACUAACCACCGAAGGCACCC